Molecule: messenger RNA, 999 nt
Organism: Aspergillus ruber CBS 135680
Lineage: Eukaryota; Fungi; Ascomycota; Eurotiomycetes; Eurotiales; Aspergillaceae
Product: NAD(P)-dependent alcohol dehydrogenase
Exons: 3
Coding region: 1-999 (332 amino acids)
Biological process (GO): alcohol metabolic process
Molecular function (GO): alcohol dehydrogenase (NADP+) activity; zinc ion binding
Source: RefSeq, a predicted model, not a curated record
AUGAGCAUCACCUUUGACGUUUUCCGCGGUUCCCCCGAAGGCCGAAUUGUGGCCGACAAGACCAGCCGCACUCUUGAAUACAACGAGGUGUUUAUUGAAACCACACACUCUGGUCUCUGUGGUACAGAUGAACACUAUCUCAAGUCUGGACAGGUGCUGGGCCAUGAGGGUAUUGGUAUUAUCAAGGCUGUUGGUCCUGCUGUGAACACUGUCAAGGUGGGCGAUCGUGUUGGAUUUGGGUACACUCAUAGUAUCUGCAACUCAUGUGAUAACUGUGCUACCGGCUGGGACCAAUACUGCCGCAACCAGAAACAAUACGGUUUCCACGAUCUCGACAACGGUACUUUCAGCUACGGCGCCGUCUGGGACGUCAACUGCGUCUUCCCCAUUCCCGAGGGAUAUGACUCUAUCCACGCCGCACCGCUUAUGUGUGCUGGUGCCACAGUCUGGACUGUCCUGACUGAAUAUGGCAUCAAGGCCACUGACCGAGUGGCUGUCAUGGGUAUUGGCGGACUGGGCCAUAUUGCCAUAAAACUGGCCGCAGCAAUGGGGUGCCAUGUCGUCGUCUUGUCCAGUUCUGAGUCCAAGCGUCAAGAGGCUAUGGACUUUGGGGCGUCGGAAUUCCAUGUUUUCCGCUCUGGACAGGAGCCUCCUAAGGAUUGCAAGCCUUUGAAGCAUCUCUUGCUGUGUGGAAGUGCCAGCAUUGAUUAUCCUUCGCUUGCCCCCCUAAUGGAUACCCACGGCAGCAUCUACCCUCUCACUGUUGCUUUCGAAGCCUCCCCCGUCCCUCUGUUGCAGUUUGCCUUCAAGGGUGUUCGCGUUCAAGGUUCUCUGGUCGCCGCCCGUCGUAGCAUUCGCACUCUGCUUGAGUUUGCUGCUCGAAAGGAUAUCCGCCCUACGGUUAUGACCUUCCCGAUGAAUGUGGCUGGAAUUGAAGAUGCGAUGCAGACUUUGAGAGAGGGGAAGAUGAGAUAUCGCGGUGUUUUGGUUAAGGAGUAA